Molecule: messenger RNA, 2661 nt
Organism: Podarcis muralis (Common wall lizard)
Lineage: Eukaryota; Metazoa; Chordata; Lepidosauria; Squamata; Lacertidae
Gene: TPD52L2
Product: TPD52 like 2
Cellular component (GO): cytoplasm
Source: RefSeq, a predicted model, not a curated record
GGCCGGAAGUGAGCGUGUGUUUGUGCGGAGACGGAAGAGCGGGAGGCGUGUGACGUCGCCGCGCCGUCAAGCCAGGAGUUUGUUGCCGCUGCUGCCGCCGCCGCCGCCUCCUUCCCUCGCGUAGCUGCGCAGCGGCCUCCGGGCGAGAUGGAGAGCGCCAGCCAGGAUAUCAACCUUAACUCUCCCAACAAAGGUCUGUUGUCGGAUACUAUGACAGAUGUGCCUGUGGAUAACACGAGUGCUGCCGCCACCGCUGCUCCUCCUGCAAGGGCCUCGGCCUACAAUGGGCUCACAGAAGCGGAGGAAGAGGAGCUAAGGGCCGAGCUGGUCAAGGUGGAAGAGGAGAUAGGCACCCUGCGCCAGGUAUUGGCUGCCAAAGAGAGACACUGCGGGGAGCUGAAGAGAAAGCUGGGCCUGACCCCCUUGGAUGGCCUGAAGCAAAACCUCUCAAAGAGCUGGCAUGAUGUCCAGGUCUCCACUGCAUAUGUUUCGGCCAGCAGCACCCUGGAGGACUGGAAUGAGAAAUUAACCCAAUCAGAAGCCUACAAGAAGACGCAGGAAACUCUCUCGCAGGCAGGGCAGAAGACUUCGGCUGCCCUUUCCAACGUGGGCUCUGUGAUCAGCCGGAAGCUUGGAGACAUGAGGGCCCACCCCUUCUCACAUUCCUUUAGCAGCUACUCCAUUCGUCACUCGAUAAGUAUGCCAGCUAUGAGAAAUUCUGCAACCUUCAAGUCUUUUGAAGACCGUGUUGGAACCAUAAAGUCCAAAGUUGUGGGCGGCAAAGACAACGGCACCGAUGAGCUCCACUCCCCAACAGCAUCCGGCGACAAGCCCUCCCAAGACAACGCGCCUUUCUAAGUCUACAUCCGUGGUGCAUGACUGCCAGAGCCUCGCCCCUUGUUCUUCCCAACAUGCAAGACGAAAGGAAAAAGUUCCUGGGCCGCAGGUCCCACUCUGACGAAAGAGAGAUCCAUACAUCAUAUAUGUAGACGUUCUUUUGCUGCUGGAUUCUUCAGGUCCAAUAAAGCGAACACACAGUGUUUUGUACACUUAUAUAUUUUACACUAAAAAGGUUUCUAGAUGGAACACAUUGCUGUGCUGCCUUUUUUGGAAGAGCGCCAGCAAUGAGGAUUCUGCAACCCUGACCCAAAACAGCCCCCCCCCUUUUUUUUGCACCAGAGUCCUGCACUCUUUCCUCCCACCCCGACCCCCUCUAAUGUGCGGGCAAAAAAAUUCUGUAUGUCAUGUAGAAAGAAUAGUUCUCAGAUGCCGCUAGCUGCACAGGGAGCGUCUCUCGAUUCCUGCUCCAUCUUCUCCUCUGCAUAUAGCUAGCCAGCUUUCUGCUAUUGUGGCUUUCUCUGCAAUUGGAAGCACCGGGAAAAGCUUUGGAAGCCUGCAGUUUCCACUUAAGAUAUAUAACCAGGUUUGGGGGGGUUUCUUCCGGGAAGCAGGGGAGGGGGGGUGAUAGAAGAUAUUUAGAGCCUCUAUUUAGCGACUGCCUAGCUUUGCUACACUGAUUCUCUAGCUUUAAUGAAUCUCAGAACCUUUAUUUUUUUGGAAUGCAGUGGACUUCAGAACAUACCAGCUUUUAGCAUCGACAUUUAGGGGCAAUCUACCUUUGAAUGCGGAAGCUGAAACACAAGCCUUACAUCACCACCUGCUUUACUGGUUUAUAACCUUUUUUAUAUCUCAAAAGCGCAAAGAAUUCUUUUUUGAUGGGGGGGGAGGGAAGGGGUGAAGCACUGGAGCUCUGCAUCCUACCAUAGUAAUUGCAUGCGGAUGUGCUGGUCUUGUGUUCAUUUCAUCGGUGCGUGACGGUGCACAUGCCUGCUUUUGCUCUCUCUCUCCUGAGUGUGUGGAACUUGCUUCUCUGCCUCUGGGUUUAUGCCUCUGUUUUCUUAGUCCACCCAUUUAAUCAGAUUAAGGAAGGACAUGUUGAUCGCAGCACAAGAGAGCUAUCGUGGAGGGCUCCUUCUCUCUCUCGGUUUGGUUCUCCUACCAGGAACCUCCUUAAAAUACUUUGUACACUUUAUGUGAUGACAAAGAGCUCCACCUCUGAUCUCUUUUUGUUCGCAGCACUUGCCACCGGUUCCUGGCUCUGUUUUCACUCAAUGCUAGGAGCACUAGUAUGUGGUGUGUCUGCUCCUCCUCCUGAAAAAGGCUGCAAACCUUCCACUGUCCUGACCCCUUAGUUCUAAGGCAGAGGUGCCUCUUAAAUUAUCCAAACCUUUCUGUGCCUUAGAGGCUCAGUGGGACUUCAGCAGUGCCCUAAGUACAUAUCAAGAAAGCUGUUUUGCUUCAAGGCCUUGGUGCCCCCAGAAGGCUUCAAGCUCUUAUCAGACCCCUCCUGCCCAGCCGCCCCCCUGAGAAGCAAGUUUCAACACUUAACGUGCUGAUUGUAGAACUCUCCCUGUGACCUGUGUUGCCUGUGGACGGUGACCACGCCGUGUCGACCUGGCACAACGGAUGAGAGAAUCUGCAGGGUGUGGGGGUAUCAUUUGCUGGAGUUUGUUCAAGGGUAAAGUAGGCACCCGUGUUGGGUGGGGAAAGCGGUGCCACUGGGACCGGGGAGCUGUUAGAACACAGACUGAACUGUUUCUCCUGUACAGGUGACUACAGGGGGAACUUUGUCAAUAAAAUAUUCUUUUUUGAAAAGCAAAA